AUGUGCUGCUUUAUUAAGUCCAUUUGGUUCUUUGUGAAAAGUAUUCUGCAGACAGUGUGCUAUUGCUGCACCUGUGCCCUCCAGACGCUUUGCUGUAUGGUGUUUGUGGUGGUCAUCAUCUGUCUGGCGAUUGGGCUGGGCGUCUAUUUCGGCGUCUUCCACAACCGGGACUCGGACGACAAUACCACGACCACGCCAAGAAGUCUCAUACUAAACGCCCUGAUGCCUGACGCCUUCCGCGAGGAGAAGGAAUCGACCUGGGUGUAUUAG
This is a messenger RNA of Anopheles marshallii, 270 nucleotides long. RefSeq lists its product as uncharacterized. The transcript is spliced from 2 exons. The record is from RefSeq and is a predicted model, not a curated record. Bases 1 to 270 code for a protein of 89 amino acids. NCBI's taxonomy places the organism in Eukaryota, Metazoa, Arthropoda, Insecta, Diptera, Culicidae.